CCUCUGUUAAAGGAGUCGUCCCAAUCCCUGCCAAUAUCUUAGGUAGAAAGACCAACCAUUUCUGCUUUUCUAUUUGGAAAACCGCUUCCCUCACUAUCGUCUUAUUGUUUUCAGUUUCUUCCCAAAUAGAUGGCGAGUCUUCAGCAUCCAACGCAUCCCCAUGCCCUGAUCCGGCGAGUAUUGAGCGAAAAUUGCAGCAUCAAUUGCUACUUCUGCUGGCAACUUAUUCAGGGCUCGGCCUACUGUUGUCAAGAGAGCUGCGAGUAUUACCUCCACGAAUCAUGCGCCUUAAUGGAACUUCCUCUCCUAAUAUUACAGCAUCCAUUUCACCCCCAACACCCGCUUAAGCUCACCCCCAACACCCGUUACUCCUGUGGCAAUUGCGAGUACUCUAUGGAUUUAGUACUUGCAGUUGCGACACUGCCUCCGGAAAACAAGGAUGAAGAAGAGGAAAGCCGGGAGGAGGACAUGAUCCAACAUGUUGCUCAUGACCACCCGCUCAGCUCCUUCAGUAUAAAGAUGCCAGAGUGGAUUCCAUGCCGAGGAUGCUGGCUUAAAAAGUCGGGUCGAGUUUAUGGGUGUCGGCAGUGCCAGUUCUUGGUCCAUGAGUCUUGUGCUCAGGCACCUCCAGAGAUACGACACCCUUUUCAUCCACGCCAUUCUCUCACCCUUGUUUUUGAUCAUGGGAACGGCUUUCAAUGCCAAGCAUGCGGUAUGAAAAGGUUCAAUCAGCUCGCAUACUACUGCCAUGAAUGCCGGUUCCACCUGGAUGUGCCAUGUGCCACUGUCAUUGGUACUCCGCCUCCAGAAGACCUGAAAAAUAAAGACACCCCGAUAAUCCAACACUUCUCCCAUAGGCACCAAAUGACAUCCUUUCAUGUGAACAUGGAGUUCGGGUAUAUCUUAUGCCCAGUCUGUGACCUUAACAUAUCGGGUGAGAUUUACUGUUGCCCUGACUGCAUUUUCCUCAUCCACAAGUCAUGCGCUGAUAAGUUAUCCCCAGAGACAGUGCACUUCCUUCAUCCGAGCCACCCUCUCAAACUCCUAGAGAAGCCUUGGUACAGUGCAGGGAGAUACGGUUGCUGUUGCUGUGGAAGGGCUGAUUCAGGUCUGCAUUUCAAUUGUAAAGAAUGCAUGUUCAACCUUGACCCUAAUUGUGCUCUGAGAACUCUCAGUGCUGCUAAAGAGGGGGUAGCUACCAAAUUUCAACCUCAUGCUCAUGAACACCCAAUGACUCUUUGUUCCUUCUCGAAGAUGAAGAUAGGCAAGACCUGUUCAGCUUGUAAGCAAUACAUCGACGGCCUAGCCUAUCGUUGCAGUCUCUGUAUUGGGGGUUUUGUGCUCCAUAAAUCCUGCGCAGAGCUACCUGUGGAGAUUGAACACCCAUUUCACCAGGUCCACCCACUCAAGCUUCUUCCCAAGGCACCGGCAGACUACUUCUACUGCAAUGCUUGUCACGAAAGAUCAGAAGGCUUCACCUUCUGCUGCAUAACUUGCCAGUUCUACUUAGACGUAGGCUGCGCUUCCAUAAAGCUGACUCUUAAACAUCCACGCCACGAGCACAGUUUAACUUACUUCCAGAAAAGUCAAAUCCCAUGGCGGUGUGCUUCUUGUGGAAAGGGCAGCUGCAUUGAUGUAUAUCGUUGCAUGCCCUGCAACUUCAUUCUUCACCAUGAUUGCCUUCCUCUACCCCCAACUGUCAACCACAAAUGCCACCCCUAUCAUCCACUGAUCCUGUGCGAUGAAUUUGUUGAUGGAAAUCCGGAUGCCCAGUACUGUGAUUAUUGUGAGACAAUCAGGAAUCCGGACCACGGUGUUUAUCGGUGUGAAGAAUGCUGGUACACGACCCACAUUGGCUGUGUUAUAACAGAAACUGAGGGUGAACUGAAGCUGUUAGGGGGAGCAGAUGAAGAUCCUCAGCUCACCAAGGUGAAUGAAGAAAUAGCAACAAAGCAGGCGGUUAUAGAGGUAACACAUCGCAACCUGAAGGCAUCCAAGGAGAAACUGGAGGCACUUAAAAAAGAGAGAGACAGAGAUUUCUCAAAACCAUAAGGAGAAUGUACGUCGUAUGCUCUCCUUAGGUAUUUGGUCAGGUAAAGGCUGAUUACCUGACCAAUCAAACAAUUAUUCACCAGAAAACAAGAGCCCUAGCUUCUCCAGGUCGAGGAGUUACUCAGAGUGCGGCCAAGAUAUCAGUGUCUUUAGUUUAUGCCAUAGCUAUCAUACGUGGAUUGUCAGAUCUACUUUUCACUUUGGGUCACAACGAACGGCAAAGGAAAUGCGAGGAAAGGGUCAGAUCAGCACUGUCAAAACUCCUAAGCCCCCGCUGAUUGGUGGAGAUUCUGAUACCUGCCUCCGAUACUAGCUCCUCAACUUCAAAGAGAUUGUGAACAAUAUACGAAGACCAUGAUUUUUCGAAUCAGAACUCACAAACUGACUCAAUAUCGUUCGUGAAAACUAAAAGUUGUUUUGGAAAGCUCAGGAUUUGCUCGAGCAUAAAUCCACUGCAGCCAAAUACUUAUUUUGGACCUUUUUAGUUUCUAUGAAUGAUGUGACCAGGAGUUUUUGUUCAGAUCAUGCUGUUGUGUCCAAACGAUUCUCCUGAAUCCCUCCUAGCUAAUCAAAGACAACCAUCUUGAUUGUUGACAUUGUCCAAAAGUUGUAAUGUGACGAGAUGCUGAGAGAAACCCCUUGCUUUGAUAGGAAAACGCAACGUUGUCGUUUGCAUUUUCUAGAGCAUAGGAAAUACUCCGUGUGUCUCCGGAUCAGAGCCCGUCUUCAUGGAAUCCCAUUUUCUCAGUACCUUUAGGCUCAUCCAAUUUUCCUGUUCUGUGCCAAAUCAGUUUUGUACGUCUUCUAUAUGCUCUACUCUCACUAAUUGUGUGUGGUUGGUGGCAUCAAAUCUCCUUCGUCCUUUCCA
Molecule: messenger RNA, 2920 nt
Organism: Punica granatum (pomegranate)
Lineage: Eukaryota; Viridiplantae; Streptophyta; Magnoliopsida; Myrtales; Lythraceae
Source: RefSeq, a predicted model, not a curated record